This is a messenger RNA of Papilio polytes (common Mormon), 1292 nucleotides long. RefSeq names its product sideroflexin-1 (gene Sfxn1-3). Bases 196 to 1152 code for a protein of 318 amino acids. Gene Ontology annotation, biological process: monoatomic ion transport; serine import into mitochondrion. Gene Ontology annotation, molecular function: monoatomic ion transmembrane transporter activity. The record is from RefSeq and is a predicted model, not a curated record. Gene Ontology annotation, cellular component: mitochondrial inner membrane. Lineage: Eukaryota; Metazoa; Arthropoda; Insecta; Lepidoptera; Papilionidae. The transcript is spliced from 9 exons.
CUCCUCCAAUUCUUUUGACGGCGCAACAUUUAAAACUCCAUAAAUCAUUUAAAAAAAGGCCAUCUAACUUAAAUAAUCGGUUAAAAAUGAAUUCGUAACACUAAAAGGAAGCAAGAUUUUUGUAAAUCCAAAGAAAUCAUAUACAUUACAAAUAACUUUCUAAAUCGCCAGAAAGUCAUAGCUUGAUAUAACAGAAUGGGUGGAAUCGACUUGGAUAAGCCUCGUUACGAUCAGUCCACGUAUAUGGGCCGAGCGAAACACUUCCUUAGGUUAACCAGCCCGCUCAAUGCCUUCGCAAGUGACAAGGAACUCGAUGAGGCUAAGAAGAUUGUCACUGAAUUCAGGAAGUCUCGUCGUAUGCCACCCGGGUAUGACGAAGAUAAGCUAUGGGAUACGAAAUAUUUAUACGACAGCGCUUUCCAUCCUGAUACUGGGGAGAAGAUGUUUGUAAUGGGCAGGAUGUCUGCGCAGGCGCCUAUGAACACUAUCAUCACUGGCGGUAUGAUAACAUUCUACAAGACGACGCCGGCGACGGUGUUCUGGCAGUGGUUGAAUCAGACAUUCAAUGCUCUCGUCAACUACACCAACAGAUCUGGUGAUGCACCCAUUAGUACCACCCAACUGUUGGCGUCGUACUGCGCGGCGUGCGGCGGCGCGCUCACCACGGCUCUAUUCCUCAACAGCAAAGUUAAGAAUAUGCCGCCGAUAUUCGCCCGCCUCGUCCCGUUCGCGGCGGUGUGCGGCGCCAAUUUUAUAAAUAUUCCUAUGAUGAGGAGCAACGAGUUGUUGGGCGGCACGCCUGUGUUCACGCCGUCGGGCGAACGCAUAGGAGAGUCAAAACGAGCGGCACAGCUCGGAAUAAUGCUCGUGUGUGUGUCGCGUGUUUUAAUGGCGUUGCCGGGAAUGACGUUAACACCGGUGUUAACUAACAUGGCGACGAAACGUGGAGUAUUCAGGAAGUAUCCUUGGGGAGUGAUGCCAUUCCAGCUGGUACUGGUGGGUGCGUGUGUGACCUUUGCCACGCCACUCUGCUGCGCAUUGUUCAGUCAGCAAGCGACGCUGCAAGUACAGCGACUGGAACCUCACUUACAAGAGGUAGUUGCGAAAAAACACCCCGAGGUGACCGAAGUCGUAUUCAACAAGGGCUUAUAAAAUAAUUCCGCAACUUGUAGGGUAGUUUGCUCCUGUUCCUAGAACAAAUUAUUUUGUAGGUAGUUUGAGUUUUGUUAUAGUUAGUUAAGUUAUUAGUCAGAUUAUGAACAACUUGAGAGUUUAGCCAAUUUUUUAAUAUA